AUGACGACCGUACAACGGAUUUCUGUGAAUGAGGCUCCGCUAAAACGAGAUGAGCAUCGGAGCCAGGUGCUGUUGAGCGAUGAAUCGCUGUGUCUUGGCAACACGCUGUUGGGCGAUGGUACAAGGUAUUUUGUUUUACAACGAAAAUACAGCAGCACUGGAGUUGAAAGGCGGCGACAGCAUCCUGACCUUGUAGAACACAACUGGAAACAAACAUAA
Gongylonema pulchrum is the source of this 219-nucleotide messenger RNA. The record is from the annotation of a GenBank genome assembly. Lineage: Eukaryota; Metazoa; Nematoda; Chromadorea; Rhabditida; Gongylonematidae.